AUGAAUUACUUCAUUCGUUGGAGGAUACGGGUACCGAUUUUCCCCGAACCAGUAAAGGUCAAUGAUGAUGAAUAUACCUCUGAAGACGAUUUGACUUUGGCUGAAAUAAGAUCGCGAAUGAAGAAAACGAAAAGCGCCAAGAGCGGACCAAUAAAAAGGCAUUAUAAAUGGAAAAAGAGAGACAUUGAGCCACCUAAUAUAGAAAUACCACUUGUUCAUAAUGUUGUAAAUAACAAUUCGCCACUUGAGCUUUUUGAUUUUUUUUGGGAUGAAGAAAUAAUAAACAUGUUCUUAGGAUAUUCUAAUCUUUACGCAAGCCAACACAACAAACCUGCCAAUAUCACCAAAGAAGAAAUACUAAAUUUCUUUGCUGUUCUAUUAGUCAGUGGAUAUGUUCAUGUUCCACGUCGCAGGAUGUUUUGGGAAAAUACAGCAGAUGCUCAUAAUAAUUUGGUUUCUAAUGCCAUUUCCAGGGAUCGAUUUGAAUACAUUUUUAGAAAUAUACAUUGCUGUGAUAACGCUUCUUUGGAUAAAACUGAUAAAUUUACGAAGGUAAGACCGUUGAUAAAGAAAAUGAAUGACUCGUUCCAAAGGUUUGCUCCGUUACAAGAAAAUCACAGCGUCGAUGAAGCUAUGAUACCUUAUUUUGGCCGUCACGGAGCAAAGCAAUUUAUACGUGGAAAACCCAUUCGUUAUGGCUAUAAAUUUUGGACCGGUGCUAUUGAUUCAGGAUACGUGGUAUGGAUUGAACCAUAUCAGGGCGCCAAGAGCGAAAUAAAAGUUCAGUAUAGGGAACUUGGGUUAGGACCAUCAGUAGUUCUUCAAUAUGCAGAGACCCUUUUAUCAAUUAGAAGUUAUCCCUAUCAUAUUUUCUGUGACAAUUUUUUUACAACNAAAGUGAAUUUAAUAUUACUAUGUAAAUUAUUGAUGUAA
Molecule: messenger RNA, 933 nt
Organism: Onthophagus taurus
Lineage: Eukaryota; Metazoa; Arthropoda; Insecta; Coleoptera; Scarabaeidae
Source: RefSeq, a predicted model, not a curated record